Molecule: messenger RNA, 1063 nt
Organism: Hypoxylon fragiforme
Lineage: Eukaryota; Fungi; Ascomycota; Sordariomycetes; Xylariales; Hypoxylaceae
Exons: 1
Coding region: 237-818 (193 amino acids)
Source: RefSeq, a predicted model, not a curated record
UUACGCGGAACGCCUCGUAGCAUUACGUCGUUUCGUUUGGGGACUUGCGAGACAAGUUAUAGAUUUAUUACGCCCCUCCCGUCCGAUGUCUCGUGGGUAUGUUCCGCCAGUGUUCUUGGUCAAUCGCACUCGUUGGCAGUCACCCCCAAGGGAGGCAAGAAUCUACACCCUACAUCUUCCCUACCUACUACACCCCACGCCACGCACGGUCCUAGCACACCUCCUCGGUCGCCACCAUGGACGAAGCCCGCGCUCGCCGACGCAAGACUGUUGCUGCGCUUCUGGAUGGCUACGGAAGUCUCUCGGUACCACAGCUUCUCAUGACUACAUCCCCGGACUUUCACCACCACGUUAUUCCGGAAAGCCUAGGUAUGAAGCCUCGGAAUAGAGAAGCUUUCGCCCAACACGCAGCCGGUAUCUUCAGUGUAUUCGACGAGUUUAGAAUGCUGCCAAAGUCUAUCGUGGACGACGGACCAGGGAGCAUGGUGGCGGUUCACGCACGGAUGCAGGGCAUGCUCAAAAAUGGAGCUGGCGAGUGGAUAAACGAAUGUGUACUGUUGAUUCAGCUCUCCCCGGACGGUACACAGGUUCUCAGGGUCACAGAGUUCGUGGAUAGUGCGAAAGCACUGCAAAUGGCCAGGGAGCAUGCACCCGAGAGUUUUGACUGCGACGCAUCCAACUUUCAUGCGAAAUGGAGGAAAGGAGACAAGGUUGGGACUUCGGAGUCUAUGCCGAUGGCGUUGCUAUUUGGGUUGGGGCUUGCGCAAGUUGUUGUUUUAAUAUUCCUAUUAUACUUAGCUCAAGGGAUCAUGUUUUGAGUUUUGCUUGAUGGGGGAGUCCGAUGAAAAUCAAGUCAAGUCAACUAUCAUGCAACAACUUUUUUGUGCCUCCUAAGAAGAUUUACCUGAAACCGCCUUUAUGGGAAACGAUAUUUCAGCAAUGGCUUUACCAGUCUACCGAAACUGCUCGAUUACACAUUCACCAUCUCUACCCACUUGGCCGCAAAUAUGUUUAGUUUAAAUAUGUUGGAUUAAACUACAAUUUCAGACGUCUUCCUCCCUGG